UGGACUCGUCGUCGACAGGCGGCCACAUGGCACGGGAGAGUGAAUUAUCAGGUCGAUAGACCCGGAAUGAUGAAUGGACUUGACGUCGGGGCCACUUAGUUGUCUAUAAAUAUGCUCGACAGCCUGCUAACAGUUAGACUUAAAAGGACUACUUCCCAGUGAGAGCUUAUCUUGCGUUCAACCCACCCCUCUCCUCUGCGAAGCUUAAUCUGGCCUUACGAACGUCUUCUUCUUUCACUUGUGUUCAGGCGGCAACCAUACAACAUACAUACUAGUAACACACAAUGGACCGAAGUGCCACCAGCGGAAACAAUGGCUCUGGCCGUGCCACUAAUGGCACACAUUCUGAUUUACCGGACCUGGCUACAUACCAAGCCCAAUGGGCCAAAAUCCAUGAUGAUACUGUGCGCCAGAUCAACGAAGCUUUAGAACAAGAGAAGAAACGCAUAACCAACCGACCAAAGCAAUCUUCUUCAAGCUAGCAAUGAAUAAUGAGCUUCCGGAGAAAUG
Messenger RNA from Aspergillus vadensis CBS 113365, 510 nucleotides. RefSeq lists its product as uncharacterized. The record is from RefSeq and is a predicted model, not a curated record. The transcript has 2 exons. Lineage: Eukaryota; Fungi; Ascomycota; Eurotiomycetes; Eurotiales; Aspergillaceae. Bases 285 to 482 code for a protein of 65 amino acids.